AUGCUUCAUCCCAGCUCCUGUAACUCUGGCCCGAAUCGCCCGUCAUCCGACUACGCUGUCUUGCGAGAUUCCGCUGCAUCGCCGCGCUAUGUGUCAUGUGAUAUGGAUGGUCUGUCUCAACCGCGAGUCAUGAAUCCUUCGCAUUCUUUUGGUGGAUUGUCCAGUCGGGAGGACGAUGCAGCUUUGAAUUCGUCCCUCGAUUCGGAAGUAUUUUCCAGAUCCGACAAUACGCCUGCUUCGGCUCCGACCAAUAUGACCGAGGUUGAUCGCCGUUUACAUGACGUGGGGGUCGCAGCUCUGGCCGCUGUAGCCCAGUUUCCCCAUGCCGUCAAUAGCCACAGUGAUUCCUUUCUUGUGCCAGAAAUCGUCAACGCUGUGACGAGUACUGGUAGUCCUCCACACUUCUCGGGGCCUUCUUUGCAGCCAGCAAACCAGCAUUUUCAUGAGCCACCGGCAGCGCCUACCUUAUCUGACCCGGCAUUCGUCUUUGGAUCGGAUUUAGGCGGAGAUGUGAAUAUGGAAUCCAGUGUUCAGAACUUUAUUCAUCGCACCGCAGGACGGCACAGCAUCUCUAUUGCACCAGAUAGUAAUAUUGACGAUUAUCAGAAGGAUAUGCUUAUGGAUUACGAGUCGCCUACCAUGGAGGACAACCCAGCGGCGUUACUUGCAACUAGCGUUGAACUCGAGGAUUUCCUUCGGUUCUAUCCAGACGAAGAAGAGUACUACUACAAGCGCAAGGAACGCCCGACACACGAAGCUGACGUGGUAGAGUACGAUCUCGAUGAUUUCUACAACACUAUCAACUACGAAGACCUUGAAGUGGAUCCACAACCAACUGGAGCGUCUGUCCCAGAUCCCUUUGAGAAUCAUUUCGCCGAUCCCCUGGAACUCCCUGGUCCACACCCGGCAUCCAUAAUUCACACAUCCACAUACGAGCGUAAUCUUACGAUUGAUGAAUUCGUCCAACAUUGGAUGGUCUCAAUAAACACCAUCCCGCAGGGUUUCCACACUGAAAGUCGAAUUCCACCACAGCUGCGCCCGCUGUCCAAAAUGAUUAGUUGGCAACCUCCACGGGAGACUGUGCGGCCGCGUAACUGGAGACGUGAUUUCUAUGAUCUGCAGCAGAUCCCAUGGACAGAGACUUUGCGAGUGACGCGGUCCGAUGCACGUGCGGUGCGUGAUGCUUGGUACACUUCAUAUCAUAAUCUGGACUACUCGCAGAUCGGUCAUGCAAAGCGUCUUUCACAGCAUGAAACGUUUUUCCGAGAAAGCUCCAUGCACACUUCACACAAAGCUACCAUUGAGCACUUUCAGCUGCGUAAUCUGAUGUCGACUCCUGGAUCUAAUACUGUGCAUUUCGCCUCCAGCUCAAAAGUGCUUUCGUGGACCCCGACUAUCGGCGACGCUCAUUGCCUGAUCGACAUGAGCCAGGCAGACCCAGAAUCUGGAUUCCUUGGACCCGUCAAGAUCUCCACGAUGAAAACAGCGCACGGCUUAACCAUCGCAGGCGGGUUCUGCGGUGAAUAUGCUGUUUGUGACUCGAGCGGAUCGGGCGCCGGCAUCAAGGGCCUCGUUACCCCGGACUUCAACGAUGGUAUCACAAAUCACGUUGACAUAGUCCCCAACCGCACCGGCCCCUCUCCCACCGGUGUCUUCGCCUCCAACGACAAACACCUCCGCAUCCUAGACACAGAAACAAACACUUUUACCUCGGAUCAAGAACUGUCCCAACCAAUAAAUUGCACCGCCACAUCCCCCGACGGCCGUCUCCGCGUCGUAAUCGGCGACUCUCCAGACGCAUGGGUCAUCGAAUCCGACACCGGCCGACCAGUCCACCCGCUCCGAGGCCAUCGAGACUUCGGCUUUGCCUGCGCCUGGUCACCCGACAUGCGCCACAUCGCAACCUCCAACCAAGACAAAACUGUCAUCAUCUGGGACGCACGCACGUGGCGUCCACUCGAAACCAUCGACUCCGAUGUUGCCGGCUACCGAUCGCUACGCUUUUCACCGGUCGGCGGCGGCCCACGCACACUUCUCUGCACGGAGCCGGCCGACCGCAUCUCGAUCGUCGACGCACAGAUGUACCGCUCGCGGCAGGUGCACGAUUUCUUCGGCGAGAUUGGCGGUGCAGAUUACUCGCCGGACGGUGGGGAGAUCUGGGUUGCAAAUACCGACCGUCACUUUGGUGGCUUUAUGCAGUACGAACGCCGGCAGUGGGGGCGGCGCGUCGGACUGACCGAUUUGCCGAGCGAGUGGCUUACGCAGCAGCAGUUGGCGUCGGAUCCAAGGUGUGUUUUGAGCAAAAGGGAGCGAGGAUUGAGGUUUUUGAGGAAUAUGUCGGAUGCGGAGCAUGAUGCUUUGAUUCUUUGA
Messenger RNA from Penicillium paradoxum, 2370 nucleotides. Its product is annotated as WD40 repeat domain-containing protein. Bases 1 to 2370 code for a protein of 789 amino acids. The record is from RefSeq and is a predicted model, not a curated record. Gene Ontology annotation, molecular function: protein binding. NCBI's taxonomy places the organism in Eukaryota, Fungi, Ascomycota, Eurotiomycetes, Eurotiales, Aspergillaceae. The transcript has 2 exons.